Pelobates cultripes (western spadefoot toad) is the source of this 7316-nucleotide messenger RNA. The record is from the annotation of a GenBank genome assembly. Lineage: Eukaryota; Metazoa; Chordata; Amphibia; Anura; Pelobatidae.
GCCUCUAUGAGCUGUUCUCUCUCCCCCUGGCUCAGCUCAGCAGCCGGGGCCCCUUUUCCAAGCCGGACUCUCUUGAAUUCUGCCAGGGUGUACGUCCUGAUUAGCAGCACCGCCACUAACACUGUCACCCCAAGUGCGACCACUGCCAGCAGAGCUCCCAAGGAAUUCCUCCAGCGAGCCUUCAUGGUGGCCCCAGCCAGUGUAUUCCUCCGUGCAAUAAAUUGAUCACUCCUACUGCCACCAGGAUUGUGCACGGGCUCUAUUCACCUGCAACAAACAGAUUAAAUCCCCGACAUUCUGCGCAGAACAAAUGGAACUGUCAGGAAUCCACCCGUGGAGAGUAACAAGAAUUCCAUUUGUUAGUCGCAGUAAAAGGUGAUUUGUGCAGCAGACUAUCAGGCGGGGCAGGUCAACCCAGGGAAGAUACACUGACGGCUAAGGCUGUCUCUAUGUGUGUCAGCAAACUGCUGGGACUCGUAGUAAAAUCUGGGCUGUGAAUUAUUAUGGAUUCAGUUUGUCUAAUCUAGGUGUUACCAGGUAAAACAGUUUUUGAGGCAGAACUUUUCGUUCCAAAAAGGACUUAAAAUAUCUGUAAAAUAAAGUGACUAUCAUACAGUCUCUGACACUGAAGUGCAUUGUAACCUCCAAAACAUUCCCGUCUUAAAAGGGUCAAAUCAUUUCUCUAGUUAGUACUUGGAACCUUCAGUCCCAUAUCUCUACUUUGUAGCCAGAGAAAUCAACUCAUUAGAAGCAGUUACCUUGGAACGCUAACACGUCACUUCCGGGUGUACCAAGUUGGUUGUCUAUCAACAGGUCGCCUGCAGGCUAUUACUAACAAUGGUCUGACGGAGUUAUCGCGAGAUUCUGGGACUGUGUGUAAUCUCGCGGGGCUGUGUGUCCCGGUGUUCUGUCACAGUCAGUGUUAUUGUGCUGGAGGUGCCUGGUCCCCGUGUUCUCUAGCAAUGCUCCGACUCCGCUGUAAAACCCGGGAGGGCAGCCAGCUCCUGCAAGGCCUGACCGCGCUCUCCACCAUCCGGGAGCUGAAGGACAGCAUCGCCGGGGUUACCGGGAUUGUAGGCCCCCGGCAGCGGGUCAUGGUGGGCUUCCCCCCUGAAAACCUGGACCUCAGCAACGUGGAUGGCACCCUGGGAGAACUGCCCAUCAAAUCCGGUGAGGAGCUCUCCCUGUCACACCCCUGUGGGGGGAGAGGGAGGGAGGAAAACCGUGUCCCAGUAUACAGGGCAUCCUAUACAAAGUAAAGACCCCCUCCCUAGGGCAUUUACUGUACAUGGCUCAUAGUAUACUUAUAGCACCAGGUUUAGCCAUCACUGUUUCUAGGUCAACCCCCAGCCAGUAAGAAUAACCAGACAAUGGGUGCACACUGUCCAUGGUUUCUGCUGAAUCACCAAGGCCUAUGUAGAAUCUUUUUUUUGUGUGGGGGGCAAUGUUAACCAUCACUCAUUUCUCUCUUUUUCAUACUGAUAUUAUUGUAUCAUUAAGGACUUCACUUAUUAAAAAACAAAUAUGUAUACAUACAUCUGUAUGCUCUGUUAGUGGUAUAUCUAAAUUAAAGCAAUAAUAGCAGAUUUUUAAUUAAAAACUCAGAUUGCAAUGAAUUCACACAGAAGACAAAUUACAAAAACUGCUCAUUUUAAAAUACAAGGCUAUGGUCGUUUUUCUGUUUUUUUUAGCCUCAUUUUUGUUAUCUGGGUUUCAGUUAAUUACAGUUCAGAAUUAAUUUAGGGAAUAAUGAUGGGUUAUAGUUGAAAACAAUAUUUUUCCAACUUCUUUUCAAGGGAUCUGUGAUGCUCCUACCCCAACCAGCGACAUGUUCUCACAAUGUUUUCCCCGCUACUUAACUUGAAAACUAGAAUAGAGGUACUUCUGAUAUGUUUUUCACUUUUGGAACAGAACCUGGUUAUGAAUUAAGUUAAAUUAUCUUUGGAAAACAGGAAAGAGAACAAUUAGUUCUGAUUUGAAAGGAUGCCAUGGAUAGACAGAGAGAGCUAAAGUUUAUUACCAUGACUACUGUCCGUGGACAGAAUUGAUACUAAUAAUGCAGUCAUGUGACAGAGUAUGGGGAAAGAGUAGGGAGUGGUGCAUUUCUGUUGUGAAACUGCUCCAAAACCACAAAUAAAUUGUCUUACGAAUGGAAAGACAAUAUUAAUGCAUCUGUCUGCCUUGCUCUUAUCCUUUCAGCAGCUGCAAGUGUCAUCCGACUGGAGGCAAUAAAUGCAUAAAUAUUAUUUUAAUUGUUUCUGCAUAUUUGACUAGAAAAGUAUUUAAUUUUGCUUUGUUAACAUUUGUAGGUGACACACUUAUUGUUGAAGAGGAUAAAAGUAAGCAAAAUACAGCACUUCCACCAGUCUCCAAGCCUCUAACCGGGAUCAAAAUUGAGCGUCGUGUCGUUCCAGCUGAUAACUCCUGUCUCUUCACCAGUGUUUACUAUGUUGUGGAAGGUGGCAUAUACGACCCUGCAUGUGCACCUGAAAUGCGCAAUCUUAUUGCUGAUAUUGUGUCCAGUGACCCAUCGAAUUACUGUGAGGCAGUGCUAGGUAAAACCAAUGAGGAAUAUUGUGCAUGGAUACGGAGAGGCGAUACAUGGGGUGGUGCCAUCGAAAUUUCCAUACUUUCCAAAUUUUUCCAGUGUGAAAUAUGUGUGGUCGAUACACAAACUGUGAGGAUAGAUCGCUUUGGUGAAGAUGCUGGUUAUACUAAAAGGGUCAUGCUCAUCUAUGAUGGCAUUCACUACGAUCCAUUGCAACGACAAUUCACUGAACGCGAUGUGCCCCCCAUGACAAUAUUUUCAACUAUGGAUGAUGAAGCACUAGUGCAGGCCCUGGAGCUGGCAGAUGAUGCAAGGAAAAAGAGACAGUUCACAGAUGUAAACAGAUUUGCUUUGCGCUGUAUGGUGUGUCAGAAAGGUUUAACUGGGCAGGCGGCUGCUAGAGAUCAUGCUAAGGAGACUGGACACACCAACUUUGGGGAGGUAUAAUCUCUUUUUGCUGACCAUGUUUAAAUUGGUUCAAACUACCUCAAAAAAUGCUGAACCAAGGUCGAAAAUAACAUGUUUCUUUCCAAAUGGCUCAGAGUGUCAUCCUUAAAGCUUAUAACACAGAAAACCUUAAAUCCAGUUGCCGACUUCACCACCAUUAGCCUCUAAGAACACAUUCAUUACAGUUGGGCUUAUCCACCCCUUUGGCAAAAAAGGGGUUUAAUCCUGACUGUAUUCUUUGAUGCUGCAGUGUAAUAUAUUAUUUAUAUAUGAUCUAUUGUAGAGUAUUUAUUGAUGGAUAUGUUGGGCAAAAGUGCCCAGACUAUAUUUGCAUGAUUUGGUAUUUCAAUCAUUGAAUAUCACUCCCAAACUAUGUGCACAUAAUUAUCGCUUCAAUUGUCCUUCACCUGUAUAACUUUACUUUUUACUAAGUUAUAUAAAUGCCAAUACCAUCUGUAAAUGAAACCGGUGCAUGUGAGAUUUGCCACUAGAGAUUUGGUACACUGAUAAACAUUUUAGAAAUUUGGAAAUUCGUAUAAAAUACACAGAAGUAGUACAAUAUAAAAUGUCAAGAAUUCAUAGUUAAUCAUACAUUUAACUCCACAAUAGCUGAAUUAGAAAAUUAUCAGACAGUUAUGUUCCCAGUUUGGCUAUAUUGAAGCUUUGCUUUUUAUUCCCCAUAAUUUAUGUUUAGGGGGUACCUGUCACUUCUCUGGAAUUUACACCAUUGAAUAAGACUUUGAAAAUCCCUUAUAACUUGUAUUAAGCUAUUUUUCAUGAGAUGAUCUAUUUUCUUUUAAUUUUAGAUCAGAUUUAGCAAGUUGCAUCUUAAUCCAGUUUAAUUAGGCAAAUAUUACAAAUGAAGAGAAAUAGAACAUUUUAAUUUCUAUACUGAAUGCCAGGUACAAAAUAGCUUAAAAUAGGAUUGACAGUGAUCUAAGAUGGAUCCACUUAGUUGUAGGAUAAAGAUCCAUGGAAUUCUACAUAUAAUUAUUAAUUUUUAAAUACAUAUUUGGUAAAUAUAUUCUUAAAAUUACUGGGAAGUGGCAGUUCCUCUUUAAAUUAAUAACCAUGUCUGUUUCCUAACCUCAAUUUGUCAGGAAGCCUAUGCUAAAGGGCUUGUAGAAUAGCAUAUGGGGCUGACAUAAAUCAAACAUGGAUUCUAUAUAUGGUGAUAGUGUCUCACAGUGGACUAUGAGAACCCUCCUUAGAAUAAUCAUACCUAUAAAUUGGAUAUCAUAAAGUGUGAGUAGGUGUGUGGUUUGUUUGUUUGUUUUUUUCACUUUUUUUUUUUUUCCUGGGACAAUGGAACUUGCUCAUGUAACCAAAUUGAGUACUAAAGCAUUUUAGCAUUUCUUCAGAUGCUUAUAAAAAUUGCCCUCAUAAAUCAAUAUUCAUUAUUUUGCAUUUAACUACUUUGUUUUCAGGACAAACUUUAUACACCACUUGUUGCGACUAGCUCUUUGAGUGGCAGAUAAAAUAAUCUUCAAUCAACUGCUGCAAAUAAUUUUCAUUUGCUUUCACACAGGACAGCAGUUUUAGGAGGAGAUAGGGUUGUUUGUUUUUGAAGAUGGUUUGCAACUUUGAGCCUUAAUUGCUACAUGAUAGUCCUCCAAUAUAUUGCCAUACUCUAAAGUGCUCUUUCAAUAAGAAACUAUGUAAUGUACUUGACCUUGUAAUACUUGGAACAUUAUCUUCUCAUAAGUCUGUACAGGUUCCCUGUGUGCAAACAUCUUUUUGCUGUUAACUCUGUGUUGUCCUGUUUUUUUUUGUUUUUGCACCAGAUGGUACUUAAAAUAGCAGACACAUCUAGAACAAUACCUUGUUUAUAUAGCACAUUCUUUGUGAAAUGUUUGUUUUCAAUGUGCCCAUCACUGAAAGUAUUAUAUUGACCAUUUUGCUGCUGUUGGAAGCACUUCUGGCAAUAAAAUGAUGCCUAAAAAGAGUAAGCAGAAAUUGAUUGUUCAAAAGUUAAAAUAUGAUCUUUGUACAAUCAAAGCAUAAGCUUUAUUGAUUUAUCAUGCUACAUUAUCAUUUGCCUUUUGUGAUACAGGAUGGCUGCAUACUUGAAUACUUAUUGAAAUUGUUGGCUACUUAUUUAUUUUUUACUAUACACUACUGACAUUGCAAUUCAUUUAUGCUGCACACAGAGAUCAGAAAUGUUCUGUUGAAUGUCAGCAGCAAGACAUGCGCAGAAUGAAUCAGAUUUAAAAAAAAAAAAAAAAUGUACUGUUUUUUAAAUAGACAGUAGACCUUUUAAAAGUUUGAAAUUAUGUAUUCAUCAAAUGUUUCUUUUAUAGAUUUACUAUUCUUUUUUAAAUGACAAACUAAAACAAGCAUCCUUGUUCACAAAGAAUUGAAUAAAGGGUGUAUCAAAAUGCUACCAAUAUAAAUUAUCUAUACAGUGUUAAAUUCCAUUAAACCUUUUAAUAAGCUAUAUUUAUUAAGAACUUGUAUCAGUAUUGUUUACAAUUAGUAUCUUUUCAGAAGUUUGCAAAUAGCCAGAUUUUAGGGGUAUAGCUGUUAAAUAAAAGUUUCAAUGCCACUUUUUUUACAAUGCAAAUUUAUAAUUCUGUUGGUUUACAGGCGUUUUCAAGAUGGUGCUUUCUACUUGCCACAUUUGAAAUUUGCACUGCAAUUAAACAGUCUGUCUCUCUUUUUUUGCAUAAAAUGAAGAAAUACAGAUAUGGGGUUUUUAGCAUCGACACACAUUUUGCUCAUUAAUUUGCCAUGGUUGACCAAAGUUCACAUUGGUAAAUGGAAACUGCACUCAAAAAUGUUCUCAUGUGAAGAUUUUAUUUAUGAAAUCUAUGCUGGUGACUCUUGUAUGAUUAGUUAGGAAAAUGAGCCAUGUGAUGUCAAGCCAACUUUUAACCCAAAUUUAAUUUUAUAGCCUGUUACACAGCUUGUUGGUGAGUGCUCUAAUGCCUGUUACAAAACCGUGUCUGUUACAUACAGGUUCACCUGAGCGUUUAAUCUUUUUGACGUUGAUUAGAUAAGCGCCAUGAAACUUGGAUUUAAUCCCCAAAUAAUUGGAAAUAAAUAAUAAAAGCUAAUGCACUCACUCUACCUGGUAAAGUUAUUUUGACAUUACUAUUUAAUUUCUUGCACUGUUAAAAAAUAGAUUUUUCUUGAAUACCACUGGUUUUAAGGAAAAGUACUCAAAAGGGCAUCUUUAUGUGAGGCUGGGUCACACUGGCAUAAACAUACAUUGCAUGUCUGAAGCCAGUCUACUAAAGUCCAAUUAUUUAUUUGCUUUUUGUUUAGGAGUCUACAUCAGUCCACUCUAUGGCUUUACCUUAAUUGAGCAUUCUGGGAUAAAACAUUUUAUUUUUUUUAACAAUGCAUAUACUGUUUAAAUGUGCAGUUUUUAUUACUUCUAAAAACAAAGCCUUUUUCCCUGAAUAGCUCUGGCUAGGCCUUGUCAAUAUUUUUAACCAGCUUAUUGUAAGAAGCUGAUUCAAGAUCAGUCAACAUAAAGUUAAUGAUUCUCUAUGAGAAACCGAUAUGAAUCUUUUACAGGGAGGCAUAGGAGGCUUGGCACAGCGAUAUAACACAUAAAAUCAUGGGGGCAGCUCUAUUAAAAAGGUUGAUGCCAUUCUCCUUCAAAAUGAGGCCAACAUUUGCUGUAUGCAAUUGGUAGCAGUACUGUUCCCAAAUGAAACUUCCACUAAGUGCUUAUAAUCCUGACCUCUCACUCAUCCAUAAUUAUGACUGGCAAUUCAGUUUAAGAUCGGUAUUAGUAACAAUCACAUGCAGCAAAUGUGCCAACCUCUGGUAAUCUGUCAAACUGUUUAACAUUUUUGCUGUUUUGGAGUGUCUUACUCGUUUGAGUUGCUUGAGCAACUGCACAUCAAAGCAGCUGUUCAGCAAAAUCUUUUAGAGCAUUUUUAAAGAGUCUGCUCAAUCUUUUUUUUUUUUUUAACAUAAACGAGAGGGAUGAUACCCCAAGACUUCUUGCCCCAUUAGUAUUCCAAUGAGUUGUCAUGGAUAUGGUAUUAAGAAUGCUUCUUUAAGUAUCAAAUGGUCUAGAAAUGCAUGGUUUGAUCAGGAAAUUGUAUAUCCUUUACAGUUUUUAUAUUGCCUGUGAGAAAUUAGCGUUUGGUUUCUAAACAGCAUUAUGCAAGUCUUACUGGGAACUUAAGAGUCAGAAAAUAUAGUCUGAAAUCAAUGUAUGGCUUUAUCUAAGGUGCUGCUGGAACUGUUACUGCUUGCCCUUUUUGAUGAGACACAGACUAAUGCAAUUGAUUGUGUGUAUGAUUUUACCUUUUUGUUUAAAUAAAAUAAAAACACAAUGAGAUUUAUCAAUCUGACUUUUUUU